UGCGGCGUCCACACCGGUGCUGGAGGCCGCGCACACGCAGGCGGAGGGAGCAGGUGGUCCCUCCUCUCUGCCGCACUUCCCGGCCCCUCAGUCCCGACUGCAGGAAAGAGUCUAGGAAUUUUGUAAACACACUCUGCCCCCUCCCUCUCUGCCGUCCCGCAGCAAGCCGGUCGCGCUCCGCGUCCCCAGGCUGUGCAGGAGGCCCAGCCCGGUGGCGGGCAGCAUUGAGGCCGGGCCCCCAGCCCAGCGGAGCCGGGAGCGCGACCCGGACACAAACGCAACGCCGACGGCGACGCCCGGGGCGCUCGAACCGGGAAGUGGCGGCGGACUGACUCCUCUCGCUUCCGGUCGCCGCCCGCGCGCGCCCGGCCGGGAACGCGGACCACGCGCCGCUACGGACCGACAGCUUCCAGUGCUCAGCGCCUGCGACGCCAGUCCCGGGGGCACGUGCCUCGGCUUCAAUCUGGGAAUUCUUUAAGUGAAACGUAUUUAAAAUCUUAGACCAUACCCGGAAGAGAGCCCAGUCAACAAUAAGGUGGAAGAGAAUGAUGUUGUCCUUAAACAAUCUACAGAAUGUCAUCUAUAACCCGGUAAUCCCCUAUGUUGGGACCAUUUCUGAGCAGUUGGAGCCGGGAACGUUGAUUGUACUACGUGGGCAUGUUCCUAGUGACUCGGACAGGUUCCAGGUGGACCUGCAAUGUGGCAGCAGCGUGAAACCCCGAGCGGAUGUGGCCUUCCAUUUCAAUCCACGCUUCAAAAGGGCCAACUGCAUUGUCUGCAACACUCUGAGAAAUGAGAAGUGGGGCUGGGAGGAGAUCACCUACGACAUGCCUUUCAAGAAAGAGAAGUCAUUCGAGAUCGUGAUCAUGGUGCUGAAAGAGAAGUUCCAGGUGGCUGUCAAUGGAAGGCAUACCCUGCUGUAUGCCCACAGGAUCAGCCCAGAGAGGAUAGACACGCUGGGCAUUUACGGCAAAGUCAUCAUUCACUCUGUGGGCUUCAGCUUCAGCUCGGAUUUAGGAAGUACCCAAGGAUCUACUCUGGAACCGACAGGGAUAAGUAAAGAAAAUGUACAAAAGCCUGGCGGGUCACAGCUUCCUAGUAAUAGAGGAGACAUUUCUAAAAUCGUCCCCAGAACUGUCUACACCAAGAGCAAAGGUUCGCCGGCCAAUCACACUUUGACUUGCGCCAAAAUACUACCUACCAACUGUUUGUCAAAGACUCUGCCGUUCGUAGCAAGGUUGAACUCCUCCAUGGGCCCUGGACGGACCGUCGUCAUAAAAGGAGAAGUAAAUACAAACGCCAAAGGCUUUACUGUUGAUCUGCUAUCAGGAAAAUCCAAGGAUAUUGCUCUCCACUUGAACCCACGCCUGAAUGUGAAAGCAUUUGUAAGAAAUUCUUUUCUUCAGGAGGCCUGGGGAGAAGAAGAGAGAAAUAUUACCUGUUUCCCUUUUAGUCCUGGGAUGUACUUUGAGAUGAUAAUUUACUGUGACGCCAGAGAAUUCAAAGUCGCGGUGAACGGUGUCCACAGCCUGGAGUACAAGCACAGGUUUAAGGAGCUGAGUAAAGUCGACACGCUGGAGAUCGACGGCGACAUCCACUUACUGGAAGUGCGGAGCUGGUAGCCGACACGAGGGCUGCAAAUGCUGAAAUACAGCAUGACCUCGGUAACACUGGCCUUGGUAAAAUGGCUCUAUCAUGACAUGCUUUAUUUACAUUGUUAAAGUCCUCAAGUCCCGCUGGGUGUGCUCAGUCCCUGCCGCGCGCCUUGCCGAGCCGAGUGAGAGGACGGAUGCGACAGUAGUCACGGCCAUUACUCUAACAGGCUUUCCUGCUCUCUCCUCUGCAGCUUGCUGCCUCGUUUAAACCUACUUUGCAUUCAGCAAGUAUUUAGGAAGUGCCCACUGCAACAGAGAAAGCCAGCCUGCACUGAGCAUUUAUCUUCUCACGUGUGGUGGGAGCCAGGGAUACACAGUGGGGCGCGUACGUUCCCUGCUCUGCCAAGCCCUGGGCCACUGUUGCUCCUUCACGCUCUAGACUCACCAGGGACUUAGAAGAAUUAGUCUAUUAAGUCUCCUAAGGGCACAAAUUUAUAGGUGACGCUUCCUCCAGUGCUGGCUCAGGGUUUGACUGUAUCCCAUAAUUGGGAGGUUUGAUGUUGAUUUACGUCUGGAGAUUUUCUUUAGCAUGAUAAAAUAUCUAGCUCUGCUAGUUGGAAGCAUUACCAAAUGAUUAACACUUUGAACUCUAAACGCAGCACAAUGAUAAAGGCAAAAAGCAAAGCAAAACUGAACCAAAUGGUGUUGAAAUUAACGACGUCAGUCUUAAGGCCACUGAUUUCUGUACCAGUAAAUGCAUAUUUUAGAAUAUUGGAGUUUCGAGUGAGCCAGAGGUCUCCUAUGCACAGACUCUACAGAGAGUGUAAGGUAGACAAGAGACGGUCUCAAUCUGUAAAAUGUCUGUGGGUAACAAAGCAGUGUCAAGAUUAGAUUUAAUGACUGUUUAUAAAGCAGGCCCUAUCAGUAAACUACAGCAGCCGAGACCAGUGAGUGGAGAGGCGCUGGUAUUCUGCCCCUGGUCAGUGCAGACCAGCACUGCCCCUGCCCGUCUGAAGACGGGUCCAUCAUCAUUAGUGACGGAGAUCAAAACAUGGUUCUGCUUUUAGUGAUUAAAAUCAGAACCUGUAUCAGCAAGUCAAACUGUUGCAUUUCUGUAAUUUUUGUCUAUUAUUCUUUGAAGCAAGUUUGGCAGAAGUUCUUUGUAGAAUUCUCACAGGUCAGAUCUUGUUACAGGGAAUUUCAGAGGUUUGUGAGUGGGGGAGGGAGAGAGCUAGAUCAGUCGCAUCAUUUUAUCAUGUUAAAUUGCUGGGCUGAAUUCUGCCAGGAUUUGGGGAUAUUUUCAUAACAGUUUGUGGUUAGGUAUUAUUUGUAUCCAUAUAUUGCAGAAAAUACUAUUACCAAUCUUACUCCUAAAGGUACUCAGUGUGGACACUUUUAGCACUUAAUUCUUUUCCAUCUUUUCAUGUUAAUUUAUUAUGCGGAGUCUCACCAAACUCAAAAAAAAAAAAAAAAAUAGUGGAGGUGGGGAUGUUGGGAAAGCUGUACAAGGCAAGAAGGGUCUAGAAUCCCCAGGGUUAUUUUUUUCCUUCAGAAAAGAACAUCAGAGGGCCUGGCAGAUGGCAGAAACUGUGGACCACUUAGAAAAAAAGAGAAGCCCCCUUACCUUGUUUUCUUUAAUUCUUAACCACAGUAUGUUUUCCUUUUAUGUGGACAAUACUAAGACAGUUCUUUGAUAGAGUAAAUAUAAAAUCUUAAGAUCAUUUUUAGAAAAUAAGCUGGUACCAUUUAUUAAUAAAUCCUGUUGUGACAUUUCUUAAAGAGAAAUAUGCACUCCUAGCAAGCUCUGUCUCCAGGCGCAAACCAGCCUUCUGCUUGCGACAAUUCCACACUAAAUUUCUAUAUUAAAUUAGACCAAGGGCUUUCAGACUUUAACAGAGCUAUGGAACAGUUCUUAGAUGCCUUAAAUUUUUAAAAGGCAUCAAUUAAUGUCCUAAACAAAAUAAAGGCAGAUUUAAUUCGGCUUGAGCGUUCACUUUCUAGCUUCACCAUGACAUGGUAUAGAGAGAACUUUAAAGCUUUGAAAAAAUUCUUUUAUUUACUUUAUUCCUCAAUUCUUGCUUGGUUAACUGCCAAUGGAAAUGUGAGCACAUCUAACUGGAGGGGCUCCUUCUUGCCACUGAGUGUUUCAAGGCCCUGGCUAUUUGUAGGAUCAUUGGGUGUGGUGGUUCUGUUAACAGUCUAUUGCCUCUACCACUCCACCCUACCCCCAAGAGACUGAAGGAUAAAGGACAGUCCAGAGUAGAAGAUGCAUUCCAGAACUACCUGCUCUGUGGGGCACACACAAAAAUUAAGACUGAAGUGUUAUCCACCCAGAACAAAAAGUAAAAAUCCAGUGGCUUCAGGGCUGAAAGCAUUCUUGUUGGGUGCUGAGUAACUGUCAUUUUCUUAAAGAGCUACUUUGAGUGAAAUCCCUGACAUGGAUACCAUGCAAAAGCUAUCCUUUACCACGAACAUUCAGGUUUUAUAGUCCAAAUGCAGGUUAGCUUUGGAUGCUAACAUUAAACAUGUAUGUAGUGGCAGUAACAUCAAGAGACUGUAAUCGGUGCUGGGGCUUCCCCGAUGGUUUAUCGGUCAAAGAAUCCACCUGCGAUGCAGGAGACCUGGGUUUGAUCCCCAGGCUCGGGGAGAUCCCGUGCAGGAGAAAAUGGCAACCCACUCCAGUAUUCUCACCUGAAGAAUCCCAUGGAAAGAGAAGCCUGACGAGUUACAGUCCAAAGGGUCCCAAAGACUGAGCAACUGAGCACACACUACACACAUAAUCAAUGCUGAAACAAACACAGCAGUCUGUAUAAAAAUACCACGUAUCAUUUACUCUUUGUAGAUUCUGUACAACCGGCAGGAAAGGCUUCUGUGGUCGCAUAGAUCAGGAGGGAAUUUUGUAACGAAGUCCAAGUAGGGUUAAGGCACCAAAAGUAAUAUGGUCCUGAACACCCAGAAUAAAGAUAUGAAAGAGCAGUCUGAUCCCUGAACAGAGUACGAAAUACCCAAACCCAGAGUUUCAGAAGUAGCUCUGGAGAGGCUCUCCCAGGAUGGUUUCCAGCUGCUGGAUGGUCUUCUGGCACUGGUGCUCUACCUCUUCACAUUCAUCUAAAAAAAAAAAUCAAGUCAGUCUUCCUGCCUUGGUUCUCGUCAGCCUGGUCUGCACAUCCUGCUCUCGCUGCGAGUCCCUAAGUCAGGAGAGAAGUGAAGCACAGUGCUGAGGCGGAAGCCAUCCUGAAGUCCCUCCUGCCUUUCUCCUUCCUGCCUGCCUCCCCUUCUUACGGUCUGGUCUUAGACUAGGGAAGUGGAGAAAGACCCCAAAUAGUGGUGCACAAAUGAACAUUCCAGACACCUAGCAAUGCUGCUCUGUUUAGUCAUUCACACAGCCCCCUCCCGCGGCAGGGGGGAACAAAGGUGCAGGCACCUGGUUGGGGAUGUGCAGUGAACGCCCAACGUGAAAGCAUCAGUCCUUGCCUCCGCCACCCCUGCUCGUAUCUGUACUACUUCCUGGGCUGCAUGGUAGCACCAUGCUCACUCUGCUCUGUGUGCAGAGCUGCACAAACCUGAACUUCAACCCCAGUUCCACCUGUCACACUUGUUAUCAGAUUACUUAAUCCUGUUAAAGCCUCUAAUUUUUUCCUUUAUUAAAAAAAAAAAGGGAUACGGGCAUGUGCCUGGUGAGGAUUAAUGAGCUCAUCCACACAGAGUACAGAGUAAGUGCUGGGCAUUAACAGUGCUACUCCAUUGUAUCCUUAGUGGCACUGGAUGUUUUGAUAUAAUAACCCUGCAUCUGUGGACCAAAAUAUUCAUUCAUAGUCAUGUAUGAGGUUAAAGCAAAACAAUAUUAUAGUCUGUACUGUCAGCAAAAAAACACAAAGGUAAAGACAGUAUGGAUUAUGCUGUAAACAAAUCUCAAAUGAUGAGGAGGCAUUUGCUUUCUAACUGUUCCCUCCACCCCACUCAAAACAGGAGCUCAGCCUCCAGGCAAAGGGCUGGAGCCAAGAGCUCAUCACAGUCUCUCCAAACGCACAUUCCCACUGGGCACAUUCCCACAGAGGUUUAAUUACUUCUUAGAAGUCUGGGAAUUACCUUCCAUCAAUUCAGCUAAGAACGGAAUGGACUCUGGUAACAAGACGAUGUAAUUCUCUCUCAGUUUCUCAGCCAGUGCUAACACAGUUAUCAGAGCAGCAAAUCGAACCUGAGAAGAUGGAAGAACCAUUUUUUUUAAAAACCAAAGAACUAUUACAGCUCUGUUUGUUAAUUUAUGAUCUAACUUGAGACAUGCUCUGAAUCUUAAACUGUUAUUUCACUCUCUCCAUUCAAGCUUCAUCUUAGCAUACCAGUUCAUUUAACAGUUUGAGACCUGUUGUAUAACAUGGGCAACCUUGUAAGUCACAGCCUUUCAAUCUGUGUUCUAGUACUGCAGGCCUUUCAUUUGAAUUUUUUUUUUUGUAACAUUUUCCUUAAACAAAAACACUAAAAAAAAGCCACAUGCAAAUUGGAGUGUGUCACCAAACGUGACUGCACUGGAGCUGCUGGCUGGCCUGGCUGGUGCCCACCUGGCGGGCGCGUGUCCCCAGCCACUGCAGGCAGGACUCCUGCCCUCAAGCCCGACUGGGGUCACCAUGUGGCGGGGUGAGGGGCGGCAUGCUCCUCAGCCUGACUAGAAGACACUCACUGUGUCGUAAAUGUCCUAGUUUUGGAACUUAAGAUUGGAGUGCUGCUCACAUGUCUUGCCUGUGACAAGGAACCCAAGCAGCUGUUUGCUUUGUUAGUCAUUCACUCUGAAACAAAAGCCAUGUUAGUCCUCUUUCUGGUUUGGGGUAAUUUAAAGAAUAUCUGGAUACAGCAAAGUGAGAUAUUUAAAAACAUUUGUAACUGCCUAUGUUCAAUCAGGAUUUUCCUGAUCUGGUACAAUCAAAACAUGUUACAAUAAAUCUAUUGCAGAAACUUUGUAAGAACCUACAAUUUAAAAUGUAGGGGUACACUGGAAGAGCCUCAUUGUUUCCAUUACUUCCAAAAAACUAAAUGUUGUGAAAUUUCAACCAAUAAAUCUAUUAAUAAAA
Molecule: messenger RNA, 6661 nt
Organism: Bubalus bubalis (water buffalo)
Lineage: Eukaryota; Metazoa; Chordata; Mammalia; Artiodactyla; Bovidae
Gene: LGALS8
Product: galectin 8
Exons: 11
Coding region: 546-1622 (358 amino acids)
Molecular function (GO): carbohydrate binding
Source: RefSeq, a predicted model, not a curated record